Molecule: messenger RNA, 3889 nt
Organism: Lytechinus pictus (painted urchin)
Lineage: Eukaryota; Metazoa; Echinodermata; Echinoidea; Temnopleuroida; Toxopneustidae
Product: protein XRP2-like
Exons: 9
Coding region: 325-1362 (345 amino acids)
Biological process (GO): post-Golgi vesicle-mediated transport
Cellular component (GO): cilium; periciliary membrane compartment
Molecular function (GO): GTPase activator activity
Source: RefSeq, a predicted model, not a curated record
GAAAAAUUUUCAGACGUUUUCAAUUGUGUAUAUUGUGGGUAAUAAUUAAAAAAACAAGCGUAUGUUUUCUUAUUCAAAAGCAUGAUUUGAAACAUUUAAGAGUGAUUUAUAAUGAUAUGAGAAAAUGAAAUCCUUUAUUACAUGUACUAUCAAUUCUUUUUAGAGCUUAUGAGCUCUUAAUAUUCCAAUUUGAAAUAAUAAUUUACUGUGAUACCCUCUGACAUAAUGGAAUAGACCAACAAAUUGCAACCUUGCAACGAGACGCUACCCAUCCUAUUGAAGCGAAGAGACAAAUUUUGACAGAAAUUACCUCUAGAUUUCACCAUGGGAUGUUGUUUUUCUGGUGGUGAUGGAAAACUGGCUGAACAAGAGGAACCUGCCCCUCAAUUUAGUUGGGAAAAGAGAGAAAAACUCGACAUCAAGGACUUCACCUUCGCCGACCUGAAGGGCGAAGAGGUCGGCAAGGUCCCGGGGAAGAUAAAUGGCCAGCGAUUCAUCAUCAAGAAUUGUGAGGAUUGCACCAUAUAUCUGUUUGAUCACAUGGCAACGAUCACCGUGGAUGAUUGCACGAACUGCAGGCUAUUUGUAGGACCAAACAAAGGAAGUAUUUUCCUGAGGAACUGCAGCUCAAUGAAAUGUGUGAUCGCCUGCCAGCAAUUCAGGACGAGAGAUUGCAAAUCAAUAGAAACACUAUUGCACUGCGAUUCCAAGCCUAUCAUAGAGUCGUCAAUAAAAAUGAAGUUUGGCUGCUUCCAGUUCUACUACCCAGAGCUGUACGACCAAUUCAAGGCUGCUGGACUGAAGGCUUUCAGUAACACAUGGAGUAACAUACACGAUUAUACACCAGUCCCUGGGGAAGAAAACUGGACCCUCUUGCCAGAGGAUUUGAAUGUGGAGGAGUUUUUACCGUUACCCAAGUCCGAAGAACUUGUUGCCGUGGGAGCAUCGUUAGACCCCGAGAAGAGCGUCGUCCCCAUCACACACGGGACAAGAAGACGUGUGGGAGAUCUGACAUGUCUGAUGUUGGUGUUUCGGAACGAGCAUUCUGACGAAAGGAUUAGAGCCAUCAUUAGGGAGGUUCACAAAUCUAGUGACUGUGUACUACUCAACACAAGACAGACAAAAUUGAAUGAGCAAGAUGUGAUGAGGAUGUUCGGCGGAAACCCUGUGCAUAAGGAAGCUACGAAGAAAGGCCUUGUCACAUCACUGGAAAUCAAUGGCACGGACACAAUUAACAGAUGCCGGAGCAUCAUCGAGCAGGUUGCUGGUGACUGCGUCAUAUACCUAUCCGCAGAUCAGGAAGCGGCCUCCCGCGAUCACGACAACUGGGUAAAUUUCAUCGAUUCCCAGAUGACCAUGUGAGCAGGAAGCCAUGGCUGAUUGAGGCUGUCAUCUUAGAUUUCAUUGAUUUAAGUCCCACAUGCAGUGAUUUGUGUUGGGUUGCGCCAUGUAGUCCCAUAUAGAGUGGAUUGUGUAAGUAGGAAGGGGGUGUGUAGUCCCAUAUGGGGUGGAUUCACGUAAGUCGUGAGGGCUUGUGUAGUCCCGCCUGCUCUGUUUUGAGUAAGGAUUCCCUGCAGGGUAAUAUUGGCAUGAAGUUCACUUAUUUUAAUAUUUGAAAGGGUUUGUGAUUGAUUCAAAGAAAAGUGCAGUACUUAAUAACAAUAUUUUGUAUUCAAGGCCUAUCUCACUGUCUGUAGGGAGAUGCAUGGGUGCAAAUCCAUGCCAUUUGUAACCUCACACAUCAACAACAUGUAUUUGGUGACAACUGCCUUUUGUGUCACCAAUUGUACAUGUGUGAUGUCGUCUACAGGAUUGCGAGGCCGAUUGUGACAAAAACGUCUUUAUCUAAUAUUUAUUUAUAAUAGUUAUUGAUGCAAAUUUACUUAUGAAAUCAUAAUCAUUUGAUUGAUAAGAUUGAGCUAUUUGAUUUAAAAUGCUUGUGUGAUGAUUGAAAGUAUGUAUGGAUUUUUCAUUUAGUGGUGUGAUAGGUUACAAAUAAUGCACAGGCAUGAGAGUGUGAGUGGCCAUGCAGCACAUCAGAGUUUUAUAUUGUGUGAGAAGCAUGAGGCACUUGCGCCAAACAUUUAUGUGUAAUUACCGAGAUGCCUGCAUUAGCUCAUUACCUUUCCAAUUUCAAUCUGUGCAUUAUUUACUUUAUAAAUUGUUUCAGCAUUUUGAGAAUUUGUUAAUCUCUCAAAAUUUCCUCACAUCAAUUGCACAGACGAAGAGGCAACGUUUGUCUUUUAUUGUGAAAUCACAUUAGUGUUGCCAAUAUAAUUGCGGGGCCGAGUAACUGCCUCAAAAUCCUUGCCAUAGCCUUUGACUUCAUUGGCAUCACAGUUUUAUGCCGCAGAGGUUAAGUGGUGCAUCAAAAAAAAAAUGCACAGUGCUGCAACGACCAUUGCAGCAUUGUAUGGGUGCAUAGAAUUAAAGUGUGAACACAUGAUUUGCGUAAGCAAUCGCCAUUGGCUACAUCCGUGAACUUGUCUUAAUUUUGAUUUUGACAAUGAAAAUACCUCACCCUACCCAUGCCACUGGCUGUGAUUUUGUACAAAUGUGUGAGUGGUGCAAAUUUUACUAAAGCGAUUAUUGGCUUGUAAUAUAUGCUUCACGUUUGUUACAUGUUUAUGUUACCUUUUAUGUCCAAGGAAAAGUUUUUUUUGGCAUGUUAUAUUUUCCUCUCAGCUUUUAAUUUGGACAAAUUGCAAAAAAACCCAAACAUUUGGAGGCAUAAAAUAUAACCUUCUCUUAAAGGACAAGUCCACCUCAACAAAAAGUUGAUUUGCAUAAAAAGAGAAAAAUCCAACAAACAUAACACUGAAAAUCGGAUGUAAAAUAAGGAAGUUAUGACAUUUUAAAGUUUCGCUUAAUUUCACAAAACAGUUAUAUGCACAUCCUGUUUGGUAUGCAAAUGAGGAGACUAUGACGUCAUCCACUCACUAUUUCUUUUGUUUUUUAUUAUAUAAAAUAUGAAAUAUUCUAAUUUUCUCCCCAUUGAAAGUGAUACAAUGAUUAAUUCCUCCCUGAACAUGUGGAAUUAGCAUUGUUUAAUACUAUAUGGUUCAGUCAAGUUGGUCCUUAUUGUCAAAUCUAUAAAAAAUGACAUAUUCUGUAAUUCAAACAAUAAAAAACAAAAGAAAUAGUGAGUGAUGGACAUCGACUGACUCACCUAGUUGUGCAUGUCACUGUUUUGUGAAAAAUAAGCGAAACUUAAAAAUGUCAUAACUUUCUUAUUUUACAUCCGAUUUUGAUGAAAUUUUCAGCACUAUGCUAGUUUGAUUUUUCUCUAAUUAUUCAAGUCAGCUUUUACCUGGGGUGGACUUGACCUUUAAAAAGUGUAAUAUACUACCUUCUCUUAAAAAAAGAGCACUGAAAAUAAUCGCUAAUUGUAUCAUGAAUUUUGUUUUCCUGUUAAUAACAGAAGUAUGUUGUUAUAUGACAUGUAAAGAGACAAGUGUUAGAAGCAUUUUUGUAGAAACUGUAUCUUUUUUAUAUAAUUAAUUUAUGAAUACUACUUGAAUGUGUAUACUUGUAUUGUAUGUAUUGUGUGUUAAAUCAUAUAUUUGUUUGUACCUUGACAUUAAUCUGUAUUCAUUGCAUGUUUGUGUAUUAAGAAUAGAUAAUGUGAAUUGAGUGAAUGUUAUAUUUGAUGAAUGUGCUUUAUAUGUAUCUGAUUGAAUACAUGAUUUUAUCCUGCGAGUAAGAACAGUUCACAAGUUUUAUUAAAUCUCUCCCUUUGGGUUUUAUCCAUUUAUCAGCUUUGUAUUACUCAUCAUCAUCAUCAGCAUCACCACCAGUAUGGUCAUCAUCAUCAUCACCACCAUCAUCAUCAUCAUCAUCAUCACCACCACCAUCAUCUUCAUCAUUAUCAUCACCAUCAUCAUCAUCA